CCUUAUACCGUUUGGGAUCAUUUCUUUUACCCAGUCAACAUAACGUCCCGUGGUCUGGUCCACCACCACCUUCUCACCUCUUUCUUCAUCCUCCUUCGUUGACUUCUUCCCACAGUUGAACAAUCAACCAUCCUAGCAAACCAUUCAAGAACAAACAUCACCUUCACCAAUCUAUCUAUCUAUACCUACACCUACCUUACCUUCACCUUCAUAUUCAUAUCUUCAACACAUCCAAUCUUGAAUUUCAGUUUCCAAAUCUCAACAUGAACGAUCUAUUCUCCGGAUCAUUCUCCCGCUUCCGCAGCGAAGAAACCUCAUCUCCACCGUCCCGCCACCACACCGUCGAAAUGACUGGAAAUCCACCGUCUAACGCCGCCGUCAACGGCGUUAACCUAGACAAAUUCUUCGAAGACGUAGAAGCAAUAAAAGACGAGCUUCGAGCACUCGAAACACUCCACAACAACCUACAAUCAUCACACGAGCAUUCCAAAACACUCCACAACGCCAAAUCCGUCAAAGAUCUCAGAUCUAAAAUGGAUAACGACGUCACCACCUCGUUGAAAAAAGCUAAGUUUGUUAAACUCAAAUUAGAAGCUCUAGACCGAUCAAACGCUGCGAAUCGAAGCUUACCUGGCUGCGGACCAGGCAGUUCGUCAGAUCGGACACGCACAUCCGUCGUCAACGGCCUCAGGAAAAAACUCUCGGACUCAAUGAACAAUUUCAACGAUCUACGCAACAAAAUGUCGUCGGAGUAUCGCGAAACGGUUACUCGAAGAUACUACACUGUAACCGGAGAGAAUCCGGAUGAGAAAACAGUCGAUACGUUGAUUUCGAGUGGUGAAAGUGAGACGUUUCUGCAGAAGGCAAUCCAGGAGCAAGGGAGGGGACAGGUGAUGGAUACGAUAUUGGAGAUACAAGAAAGGCAUGAUGCAGUAGUUGAAAUUGAGAGGAACCUGAAGGAGCUGCAUCAGGUGUUUAUGGAUAUGGCAGUGUUGGUUGAGAGCCAGGGUGAACAGUUGGAUGAUAUUGAGAAUCAGGUGAACCGGGCGAGCUCGUUUGUGAACCGGGGGACGACGCAGUUGCAGGUGGCCCGAAAGCAUCAGAAGAAUACUAGGAAGUGGGCGUGUUUUGGGAUUAUUUUGUUGUUGAUUGUUGUUUUGAUUAUUGUGUUGUCGCUUAAGCCUUGGGACAACGGUGGUGGUAGUGGCGGUGGCGGUGGCGGUGGUACGCCGACUGUAGCGUCGCCACCGCCGCCGCCAGCGACGACAUGAUGUCUUUGAUUGUGUUGUCGAUUUCUCAUUGGUCGCCACUCUAUAUGUUCAUUGGUGUAUGUGGCGGAUUAGUAAAUCGUUUCCUUGGUUAUUGUAUUUAUUGAUGAUUAUUGUGUUUUUUUUUUUAAAUUCGGUUUUGUAAUUUUGGAGUUCUUGAGUAUCGAAUCGAGGGUAUAUUGAUUUGUUUUGUAUGAGAUUUUGUUUAUUUGAA
This is a messenger RNA of Helianthus annuus (common sunflower), 1482 nucleotides long. RefSeq names its product syntaxin-121. Bases 264 to 1271 code for a protein of 335 amino acids. Gene Ontology annotation, biological process: exocytosis; intracellular protein transport; vesicle fusion. The transcript has a single exon. Lineage: Eukaryota; Viridiplantae; Streptophyta; Magnoliopsida; Asterales; Asteraceae. Gene Ontology annotation, cellular component: SNARE complex; endomembrane system; plasma membrane. The record is from RefSeq and is a predicted model, not a curated record. Gene Ontology annotation, molecular function: SNAP receptor activity; SNARE binding.